Molecule: messenger RNA, 587 nt
Organism: Solanum stenotomum
Lineage: Eukaryota; Viridiplantae; Streptophyta; Magnoliopsida; Solanales; Solanaceae
Product: acyl-CoA-binding protein
Exons: 4
Coding region: 142-414 (90 amino acids)
Biological process (GO): fatty acid metabolic process
Molecular function (GO): fatty-acyl-CoA binding
Source: RefSeq, a predicted model, not a curated record
ACGUUAUUUCCUAUGCUAAAAUGCUAAAUACUCCACUAUAUAUAUAGCCACCCUUCUUCUUGAAUCUCCAUCACAAUCACACACCUCUUCUUCUCCAGUUUUCUCGCGUUCUUAUCAAGCUAAGCAGAUCAGAUUUCCAUCAUGGCUUUGAAGGAGGAAUUUGAAGCUCACGCUGAGAAAGCUAAGACAUUGCCCGAGAGUACCACCAAUGAGAACAAGCUUAUUCUUUACGGGCUUUACAAGCAAGCCACCGUUGGCAAUGUCAACACAAGCCGUCCUGGCAUAUUCAACAUGAGAGACAGAGCAAAGUGGGAUGCAUGGAAGGCUGUUGAAGGAAAAUCCACCGAUGAAGCCAUGAACGACUACAUCACCAAGGUGAAACAGUUGCUGGAAGAAGGUGCUGCUUCAGCAUAAGGCUCAUCUAUCUAUGUUGUUAAAUUGUUAUUGGAAUUGGACUAUGUGGCUUGUCUGAUUUUAGUGUAUCAGCAGGUGUAUGCUUUUCCUGGCUAGGAAAAAUUUUACUGCUAUAAGUAUGUUUGAACCUUCUAUCAAUAAACCCCUUAAAAAAUUUGAAUUUGGUUUCUUUA